Molecule: messenger RNA, 773 nt
Organism: Melampsora larici-populina 98AG31
Lineage: Eukaryota; Fungi; Basidiomycota; Pucciniomycetes; Pucciniales; Melampsoraceae
Exons: 3
Coding region: 15-485 (156 amino acids)
Source: RefSeq, a predicted model, not a curated record
GACCUAAGAAUUCGAUGGAUGAGAUUUCAAGACAAAUUGAAAUGAUUAAGAUCUUGACGAAGUGUCAUGUAUUGAAAGUAGAAGAUUGUAAUUCGUUGUCUAAUUGGUUAUGGGAAUUGUCUUAUGAGAUUGGAAUUAAACCAUACAAAGCUAAAAAACAAAAAUUAAAAUCCGAUUUGAAUUUAGAAAUCGAAGGAAACAAAGGAAAAGAUUUAGAAGAUACGUUUUUAAAAAUGUUAAAAUGUUUACCACGUGUAGGCGAAGCCGAAUCCAAAGCGAUUGCUCAAAGGUUUCCCACUAUAAAUCAUUUGUUUUCGGCUUGGGAUUCAUUGGUGGGUAGGAAUGAUCUAGUUGGGGCUGAGGAUAUGUUGGUGGGCUGUAAGAAAGGUAAUAGUAAUAAAGCUAUUGGGAAAAUCACUUCUAAGAAAAUCUUUGAUGUUUUUUAUUCUUCUAAAGAUGGUGAUACAUGUAUUAACAAUAAUUAGAAACAACCACCGUCAUUCAAUCAAUUCCCAAAAAAUCAUUAUCCCUUUUUAUUCUCAUUCAUAGAUUUCUUGGUAUUGAAGUUGAAUGAUUUUUUUGGUUUUUCACUUUUUCAUUUUUCUGGUUGUCUAUCUUCUCUUUGAAUGGAAAAACCUCUUCUGUUUUGUUUUGUUUUUCUGUUGGAUUUUUAAUUUGUAUGAUUUACUGUUUUUUUUUUCUUGUGAUGUGUUCUUUAUAAUUAAAUUUAAGAUUUGUAUGGUUAAAAUGAGAGUCCAAGAUAGAGUUGUGGG